AUGGGCUGCUACGCUGCAAAGUGCCCUAUCGAGCCGGAGAAUUCUUCCGAACCCUCGGAGACAGAAGAGGUGAACGCAGAAGACAAGGAGACAGAAGAGGUGAACGCGCCGACCUUUGGCGGAGUGUGCCAGCAGAAUCACGAUCCAUUGCACUGGGCAGUUUCCUUGGCGCAGAUUCUGGACCUCAAAAAGGAUUCACGAUGCGUGAUUAAGACUAUCAUGAACGUGACCGACGAGGGCAGCUCCAAGAUGAGAGAUAUUGUCAAAGACAUUGUCAUUCCAACCACAGCUGGAACCGGAACUGGCUACGGGCUGUACUUGAACAAAGAAGCGCCGCUUAAAGCCAAAGUCAUGGUCUCCCAUGCCUGGGACGAGUACUAUCGAGACUUUUCCGAAGCCAUUGUGGAUGCGGGUGUAGCUGGGCCCUUCUGGGUUUGUGCAUUUGCAAUUUAUCAGCCAGAAGACCUGCCAGAGGUUUCCAUCGUAAAGCAGCUCGGCCCAGACGUAGCACGAGGGCCGUUUGCUCACGUGCUGCACCACGCGGACUCCAUGCUGGCGGUCGUCACUACAUCCUGCAACAUCUACACACGCAUGUGGUGUGUGUUUGAGAUGUAUGUAGCUCUGCAAAGAGGUGUGCCCGUGAAGAUGUUUGGCUUCGCCGUACCCGUGGCCGGGAUGUGUGGCAUCCGCAGCGGCGAGCUGAUCAACGACCCCAUCAGAGAUGCUACCUGCGAAGCGGUGGACACGAAAUCGGCGCGCUGCGGAGCUCCGAAUUUGCCGCAGAACGACGAUGAGAAGGCGAUCCGCCAGUGCAUCGAGCUGAUGCCAGGAGGUUAUGUUGCAAUUGAUGAGGCCAUCGAGAAGGAGCGCCUGCGAUAUUUGCAGGGUGUUCUGGACUCAGACGAGCUGCAAGAGCGGGCCAAAAACCUGUCCAUGCGGCCCUUCACGGAAGAUCCGCGCGAUGUCUAUCGCAAUGCAAUCAAGAAUGUACAAGAGCGACUUGUACUUUUCGCCCAGCAUUAG
Molecule: messenger RNA, 1023 nt
Organism: Effrenium voratum
Lineage: Eukaryota; Dinophyceae; Suessiales; Symbiodiniaceae
Source: the annotation of a GenBank genome assembly